Messenger RNA from Cercocebus atys (sooty mangabey), 739 nucleotides. RefSeq names its product chromosome unknown open reading frame, human C9orf62. NCBI's taxonomy places the organism in Eukaryota, Metazoa, Chordata, Mammalia, Primates, Cercopithecidae. The record is from RefSeq and is a predicted model, not a curated record.
AGCCGGGGCUGAGUGGCAGUGUGGGCACCGCGGCCCGGGACAGCAGCUUGGGCUCAGAGCCAGGCUUGUGGCUUCGCCUCUCAGCCUGUAUCUCCUCCCCUGUGGGAUGGGGACUCCAUGGCACCCCCAUGAUGGACAGGAUGCCAUGGGCCUCAGCCCAGGGCAGACCUCAGUGUCCUUCCUGUGGCCGCUGCCGGAGGUACGUGACCACAACACAGGGAGGGGACUCAUCCCCAUCAUUGUGCUGACGCCUGGGCCUCCAGAGACCCACCUUGAACUCCCCCAGGCCUUCCUGGGUUCCAGACGGGCCGGCCACGGGCGUGACGCAGCGCCAUCUAGCGGACAGCAGGGCCGCAGCGUGGACAGAACGGCCGGACGCCCCGUCCUGGGCUGGCGACUGAGGCACAGCCUCACAGGGCAAGAGGGCAUGCAACACCUGCAUCUUUCUGGCAUAAGAACCUCAGGAAAACCAAAGGAAUAUAAGGCUGUGUUCUUUGGAGCCACAGAAAGCUCUGUUCACAUGGCAGUCGCUGAAAGAUUAAGGGAGCCACCACCCCAAGUUCAAGGGGAUCGGUUUCUUUCUCCCCUGUUUUUAAAGAUCAUUUAAAAUGCCUAAAGACACCCUGGGAUCCAGUGCUGGACGAAUGAUGCAGGGCCACACAGAGAGGCUAUUGUGCGCCACUUGCUGGGUUAGGAACAGAUGGAUCAGGGCUUCUGUGCUGCCUCUGCCUGGUCCUGG